AUGCCGAAGAACUUCAUCUACCUCGGUGUUGAAUUUUUAGUAGCGAAAGUAUACGUUAACUCGUGCAUCGCACUCCUGAACGCACAAUACUACACACAAUCCAACGCAGACAAUCUUGUUCUCUUGAAUUCUGCACCACAAGGCGAGAACUUCCCCACACCCCGGAAGAAUGCAUUUAAACAUGCCGGCGAUGAAGUGGCGUAUCCUGCUCAAUCUGCUAAGUGGUUGAGGAAGGUAACGAUAGAGAUGGAUUCUUUCUCGUCAGUGUGA
Molecule: messenger RNA, 270 nt
Organism: Suillus paluster
Lineage: Eukaryota; Fungi; Basidiomycota; Agaricomycetes; Boletales; Suillaceae
Exons: 3
Coding region: 1-270 (89 amino acids)
Source: RefSeq, a predicted model, not a curated record